Molecule: messenger RNA, 5194 nt
Organism: Drosophila grimshawi
Lineage: Eukaryota; Metazoa; Arthropoda; Insecta; Diptera; Drosophilidae
Exons: 8
Coding region: 104-4720 (1538 amino acids)
Biological process (GO): actomyosin contractile ring assembly; mitotic cytokinesis; septin ring organization
Cellular component (GO): actomyosin contractile ring
Source: RefSeq, a predicted model, not a curated record
AAGAAUUAGAAAACGUGCAACGUGUUCGUGGAGCUCGACCUGUGGUCGCGUUUUGAAACGAUUGCGGCGUGUUGGCUUAUCAGUGAAAUAGCUAAGCGCAAUAAUGGCCACGACUUUUGCAGGUUCAAAGUACCCCAAGCUCAACGCUGAUGAUGAUGAUGAUGGAGACGGCGAUGAUGAUGAUGGGGAGGAGGAGGAAGAAAAUUCCGCAGAAUCGGGCUCGACCAGCUCGUUUAGUUUGCAGGAAUGCAUUAACGAGUUUCGUGCUCGCCGCAUCAGACGCGUCUCCACCCAAAGUCGCGAUCGAGAAAUGCUAGCCGAGGAAAAAGCAGCAGCAACAGCACCACAGCCACCCCAAAUCGCUGCCGACGCACAUCUAAUCAACCAGAAUCUGUGCAACAAGGUGCAAGAGCGGAAAGGCAAGCCCUGCAAGAAUGGCUUCUGCUAUUGCUUCACCAGCGACAGCGGCGACUGUGCGUCCACAGCCCCGCCACGUGACUGGCACGUGCGCCAGCACAAACGCAGCAGGCGCCCCGAAAGCAGUAAGCCGCUCCAGAAUAAUCUAAAUGCUCAGCAGAGCCAGAGCCAGAUUCAGUCACGUCGUCAAAAGCAGCAGCCAGCUGCUCAAACGGAGCGAGCAUCCACUGUUUGUGCACCUGGCCCAAUGACUGCCGUGAGUAGUCUGCGUGCUGUGGGCGAGGAUGCGCCGCUUAUACACAUUAUACAGGAGCUGCGCGACAAUUGCGUUAUUUCCGAGGUGCGCGUCAACAGGCAGAAGCUGUCCAGCGUCAGUCGCUCCACAGCGGCAGCAUCGGUAGUUACAACAGCCUCCAAGCCUAAGCCAAAAAUGCAGCAAACUGAGUGCAUUGACUAUAUGCCCUCAGCGCCCGCAUUGUCCAACAUUAGCGAGCAGGAGACACCGCUGGAGGAGGAGAGUGAAGCAUUUCGAACGGAACCAACCGCCAGUGUGGCAACAGGCAACAGUUUGCACUCGACACGUCGCAGUUCACGUCGUAGUUCCAGUGGGGGCGGUGGUCGUUUGCUGCAGAAGCGUCUCUCCCUUGGCCAGGUGAAUUUCAAGGCGCGCAAUAUGGAGCAGCCGCCACCGAAGCCUCCGCGCCGCAACGCACAGAGUCUCGAUGGUAAAAUUUCGUUAUCAUCGUUGACCUCGACGACGCCGUCGGUGCGCGAUGCCGAACGUGUCCUGGAUGAGUUUCUGCGCAAGCAUGGCGUCCAGCUGCCAACAACUAAAAUGGAUAACCUGCCAAAGACCAAGAGCACACGUAAAUCCUAUCCAUUGGCUGAAGUUGAGAAACCAAUGCGUGGAGUUCCGUUGCCGCUUGCCACCUGCCCCUCGCUGAGUGACAUUGAGCGUGUGGUGGAAUCCAAGCGUGGAGCACACUAUGCCAAGAAUAUACACAUGGUGAGCAGAAAGAACGCUGUGGCCGAUAAGCCCAUGAAGGAGAUUAUGAUCGGCUGGACAGAGCCAAAGAUCAAUGAUAUGCUGAACUACGAUGGCUCAAAGCAGGCACAGUUCAAGACACAUGCGCCACAGCCAGCACCACAGGUGGUGACAGGUGGCAACAUUGGUUGGCAAUUGCCAGUAGUGCCCAAAAUCUCGCUGGAUAUGGUGGAUGGCGUUAGCGAGAAUCUCGCCGUCAAUAUGGAUCAGAAGCACACUCCGAUUAAAUACCCCCGCUUGCCGACGGGUCACAAAAACAGCAGCAGUCAGAAAUUCAUUUGGGGCGAACAGUUGCGCAAUCUGUCACCUUGGAACAAGCGACCAGGAUUGCGCAGCAAGUCACGCAGCUUUCUUAAUAAUUCCAAAAAGAAAAUACUGCGCUUUGUCUCCCCGAAAAAGUGCAACCGACACGAACAGGAGCAGCAGCAUCUGUGGCAAAGAAUAAGACAACAACCCACUCCUCGACUGUGCACAGUGGGUGUGCAGACCUCCAGUUCGCAAUUGCAACUGGAUUUGCAGUCACAAUCCCCGCCAGGCAGCUAUCAUUCGCCUGUACAGACAACGCCCUCAGCCACCACCUGCUCCACUCGGCGGCGUGAGUACAAGGAUAGCUCGGAGCAGCCUUAUUUUGAUUUCGAGCGAAAGGUCAAACCACCAAAGCCGCCCAAAAAGCUACCGCGUGCACAGCGUCCACGCAAGCUUGACUUUCAGGGUGGAAGCACAGCUGCACCCGCUACAUAUCGCUCAUAUCACAAGGAUCUCGACCAGGAUGUGACCAUCACCAAAAUGGGCUAUCUGCUGGGCAGCAUACGCGCCAAAUUGGAAGCCAGUGAUGAACGAGCACUACGCACAUUUCGGGAGUGCUCACAUUUCCCCCACUUGGAGCAUACGGAACUGCCAAGUGAUAGUUUCGAUUGUACUGAUGGAUCCAGCACUCAAGUGCUCGUGCGUCCGGCAACAACAGCGCUGCGUCAGCGUCGUGAUCUUGACCGGGAGCCCAUUUAUUCAGAAAUUGAAGAGGACUGCAUCCGCAUUAGCGGCAGUCCACACUUCGAUGUGAGAACCGCUGCCCAGCAAGAUGUGCGACCGACACCGACACCCACUCCCACGUCCACACCGACAACAACGGCAACAAUAGACGAGCCAACUCCCAUUUCUUCGCCUCUGCCUCAAACUGUAGAUCCAAACGCAUUGUAUGCCCAAGUGCAAAAGGCCAAGAAACCAGUACAGACGAAGACUGCGGCACAGCCCAGACCGUUGGGCCAAUUUCUACAGGAAUCGCUUAUAAAUGGCAGUUUCUUUCAGUUUAUGCCGCUGCCAGAUGAGCCGGUCAGCGAUACAUCCUAUACGGUGUCCACAUCAAAGUCUAUUAAUCAAGCAUCCGAGCAGCCGACAUUGCCGAUGCAUCAGUCGCUGAACAACAUAAAAGAAAAGCAUUCGCCGCCCAAGAGUAAUCGUAAUCUGUCCAAAUCGGAACUUUCGCUGCAGCGUAGUGAGAUAUUUCUGGAGAAUUUGUGUCGCAGUGAAAUGGUGCUGGAUCAUGACGAUAAUGUGCGGCUGGAGAAGGUGCAAAAUACCUGCCUCACUGCGUCUGCAGACGCUGGGGGCUCGAAUGCGGAUGAUGUCUCUUAUGAUAUGCCUAAUGAAAUCUAUGGCGACUAUAUCAUUAAGGACGGCAAUGCCAGCGGCACUACUGGCAGUCAAUAUGGAUCGGUUCAGCUUGAGCCACCGCCUCCGUCUUUUGAUAAUCAGAGCACACCAAAGAAGCAGAAUCAGCGCUUUACGACUAAGCCCUCGCGUGAGCUCAGCAUUGAUAUAAACGAUGGCCCUACGGUAUCAGGUCGUCCACCAACUGUCAGCCACAGUUGCCCGACGACUCCACACCAGCCCACGAUGCCCAGCCAGGUGAAAAAUGCGCACAGCAGCCUCAGCGAGCUUGCCGAGAGGCCGCCCAAUGACAGCCAGUUGCUGUCGGUGAGCACAUUGGCGCGUUAUCGCCUCCUCAAGGAUGCACUGCGUCGUUCCUAUCGCAAGGGCAAGGACUUCCUACUGGCCGAGAAGCAACGACUGACGCACAGUCUUAGCUUGUCGCGAGAUCAAUCCAAUCAAACUGAAGGCGAACUGGACAGCAGCACCUAUUAUGCCACCUUGAAUCUGGACUCGCUGCUCAACGAGUCACUGACCACAAAUGAGCAGCUCGCACAGGCAGUUAGCAUUUGUCGCCAAAUGCCCGAGCUGGAAAUCUCAGCCGAAAUGGUGGAAGCGGAGCGUCUGCUUCUCUUCACCACGCUGCGCAAAAAAGCGCCGCCAGCAGCAGCUGCUGUGCUAAGCGAGGCAACAUUGGCAGCCAGGCAGCAAAUGCAGUGUCUACUCAUUGAUGCUCUGCAUUUGCCGGUGAGGGCUGAUGUCAGCCAGGACAUGUUUUUCAACUCCUACUACAUAUGCACCAUGGAGUGCGAGGGUCGCAUACGUUCCACACAAUCGAUCGAGUGCCAGAAUGGAGCUGCAAUCUUUCGCGAUUGUGGCCUGGAGUUCUUUAGUGCUGGUCAAGCGGAGGCAAUGGAGCUGCGCUGUCAGAUUUUUAUGCUGCGUCUGCGCAAGGUUUCAACACUGACGCUAGAGCCGACCAAGACGCUGCUGAAACGGGGCAGUGGCAGCCUUGGCUCCGCCUCCUCCAAUAACUCCUCACAGUGUGAUCAGAUCGUCUCGCGCUUUCGCCUACACGCAUCCUUCAUGCUCAAGGCCAGCGAUCUUGGGCCCUACGAGCUGGUGAUGAAUGAAACCCAGCCCAGUGACAAGCUGUGGCUGCGCGCCUCACGCACCUGGCAGCUGCCGCUGACGCCCCACACGAAAUCCUCGAAUCUACUGCCACAGAUUUCGCUGAGCGGUCGCGUCGAGCUGCGCCUGCCAAAGAGCCAAUAUUCUGGCUAUCUUAACGUGCAGGAUACGGAUCCGCGGAACAAACACAACUGGAAUCGUCGCUGGUGCACGCUCAACGGACUGUGUCUCUCCGUUUGGCAGCACGAACACAAUCUCAGUGAGCAACCACCGCUGCUGGCCAUGCAGCUAGCUGAUUGCCGCCAGCGGCAACUGGAUGUGGCGCCACGCGAGCUGUGUGCACGGGCCCGUAGCUUCUGGCUGCAGUGUCCCAACUCUGAGGCAUUUUUUGCAGCCGACACGCAGUCUGAACUCGUCGAAUGGAUGCGGCAACUAAAUGAUACCCUCGAAUUUGCCAGGCGUUGGUUAAGUGCCUCUUAGUGCCUCUAUUGGUAUUGUUAAGCUUAUUGUAUCUCCUUCAUAUUAUAUUUGUAUAUGUUCAGAAUAAGAUUUUAUAAUUGUUUUUGGUUAUUUAAGGGUAAAUUGUUGACUUUGUCAUGCUAAUUUUAAGCGAAUAUAUCUUCCCAAUAUCAAUAUCUAUAUAUUAUCUAGACAUAUAUACCAUAUAUACUUGCCGAUGUAUUUUAGUCAAAUGCUUUGUCUAGUCAAAGCUGCACUCAUAUUAAUUGGGGAAUCCCCCCGCAAGUUGUAAGCAUUCCGGAAUAGCCUUAAGUUAAAUCAUGUCCCGAGUUCAUUACACCUUAAUAGUUUUUCUUGUGUGUAGGCUUUAAUAUAUGCACAACAACAACAACAGUUUAUUACAUACAUAAUUUACAUGGAUUAUAAUAUAAUAAAGAUAUAGUACACAUUUAUAUAUAUAUGUAUAUAUUUGUGCGGGUUACAAUAUGAUACAUA